CGCUUACCAGGUCGUUCUCACAAACCAAAGGGGCCUCAGUGGCAUCAAUUAAUUAUACCCAUGCAAACAUAGUCCUGCCCGUAAUGGCCAAUAUUCCUCAAACACUUCCACGUCGUGAGACAAGAUUGUCACCCACUUCAAUCCAGGAAAUGGCACACCAGAGGUGUGGCGCAGUAAAGGAGGCCUCAGAAUUACAACAGAUCCUCCAUCGAAACCUUAUCUAUCUGGCUACGAUUGCUGAUCGGACCGCUGUUCAUGCCAAUCCCAAUGGACAGCAGAUGCCCCAACAGACAGUGCCUCCAGGUCCCGUACCGGUCCCAGUGCCAUCCUCCACUGCACCGUCCCAUGCUCCUCCUAUGGGAGUCCCUGGAGUCAGUGCAUCUCAGUCAGCAAGUCCUCAGCAAGUCUCGGUUUCCACCUAUCCCCAUGUUCCGGAACGAUGUGCAGCUAAUUCGUACCCUCCCCAGAUGACCCCAUCUAGCGGUCCUUGUACGAUCUCUCAGGACAAUGGGUCAGGUUACCCGCCAUCGAUGGCUGGUAUGACGCAACCCGUGAUGAUGAAUCUUCCUCCACAACAUUUCCAGCAAGGCCAAUCAGAACAGCUACCGAACGGCACUGAUACACUCAAGAAAGAAUCUGAGGGGAACUUGUAA
Messenger RNA from Opisthorchis viverrini, 653 nucleotides. RefSeq lists its product as hypothetical. Bases 84 to 653 code for a protein of 189 amino acids. NCBI's taxonomy places the organism in Eukaryota, Metazoa, Platyhelminthes, Trematoda, Opisthorchiida, Opisthorchiidae. The transcript has 2 exons. The record is from RefSeq and is a predicted model, not a curated record.